This is a messenger RNA of Anguilla anguilla (European eel), 3371 nucleotides long. It is a transcript of the gene nadk2, whose product is annotated as NAD kinase 2, mitochondrial. The transcript has 12 exons. Lineage: Eukaryota; Metazoa; Chordata; Actinopteri; Anguilliformes; Anguillidae. Gene Ontology annotation, biological process: NADP+ biosynthetic process; NAD+ metabolic process. Gene Ontology annotation, molecular function: NAD+ kinase activity. Gene Ontology annotation, cellular component: mitochondrion. The record is from RefSeq and is a predicted model, not a curated record. The coding region runs from base 890 to 2185 and encodes 431 amino acids.
CACCAAAGAAGAUGAAGAGGCUACGUGAUUUAAAGAUGGCGGAUGCGUGUACGUGAUCUAUGAUGUGUGUGUACUGGAACUUGUGUUUUCCAACUAAUUUAGCUUCGUAAAGAGAAUCACGUUCUUAAAAGUGAAGCAAGCUCGCUGAUUAAAGAACCGCAAAAUAUAUCUCCAUCACAUUGCAUGGGGAAACAAGUCGAUAAAUGUUGAGCUUAUCUAGCUAGUUAACGUUAGCCAGCUAACGUUAGCUAGCUAGUUGUUUAUUUAGAUAAUGCACUUUGGUGCUGGCUAACUACAGUUUUGACAAGUAAACUAACCUUAGCUGACACAUGCGGAGGACGUGGGUCUGUCUGACUUUGAAGUCUGAGAACCUAGCGAAUUAGGAAAAAUUCAGUUGUACGUUCGGCUCAUCUGGCUAACGACAGGUCAUCCAAGUUCAGUCAUUGUGAAUUUCUCCUUGGAACAAACCAAUAUAGUUCUCGCUGAACAAGUCGGUUCCCUGCCAGGCUAGUUAGCUGCUUUGACUGAAUUUGACUUGUAGCUGUUUGCUAGCAGCCUGUUCAUUUAUUAGCGUACUGUUAUGUAGUUGGCUAGUUAACGAGAUCGUUAGAGAACUCGGAACUACUAUUUUGAAAACACGACUAUUUAUAAAUCAGUACAGCUAGCUAGUUAAAUAACUGUUGAGGAGUUGGUUAUUUAUUUUCCACCAUGCGCGUUUCAUAUUAGCUGCUAGCUAAUAGUACCCCCAGAUUUAGACAGGUCAAUUUUGUAAAGGCGCAUUACCUAAUUUGACGUAUCCUACAUAAACCACCAGAUUAUUAGCUAAUUUACUUUUAGGUCAACUCAACAGUUAGCCUAGCUUGUUGGGGUCACUGUUGUUCUAAUAGCAAUGGUUGCUUUUUCAGUCAUGGGAAGGUUACUGAAUUGCGUGUGCUUUGGCAGUACAACUGUCACAUUUAUUACAGGACGACCUGUUAGCUGUCGUUCUAAAAUUCAGAUGGGAAUCCGUAACAUCGUGUCGCAUUCUGGAGCUGGGUUUAUGCCCGCUAAAGUUGCCGUGGUCACCAAAACUACGAGGUAUGAAUUUGAACAGCAAAGAUAUCGCUUCGCGGAGCUCUCCGAAGAAGAUCUGAAGCACCUGCUUGCCAUGAAAGGCUCCAGUUACAGCGGACUGCUCGAGCGACACAACAUCCACACGCGCAGCGUGGAACACAUCGUGGACAGCCUGAAGAAAGAAGGUGUGGAAGUGCGCGUGAUGCGGAGAGGGGAGUACAACGAGGAGACGGUUCGGUGGGCGGACGCCAUCAUCUCUGCAGGAGGUGAUGGCACUAUGCUGCUUGUGGCCAGUAAAGUGUUUGAUAAAGACAAACCUGUUGUGGGAGUCAACACGGAUCCUGAGAGGUCAGAAGGACACCUGUGCCUACCUGUCCGCUACACACAUUCCUUCCCCGAAGCACUGCAGAAAUUCAGGAUGGGAGAUUUCAGGUGGCAGUGGCGGCAGCGCAUCCGCGUGCACUUGGAGGGGACGGGGAUCAACCCCUCCCCGGCGGACCUGCACGAGCAGCAGCUGAGCCUGGAGCAGCACAACACGUUCCACCGCAUCAUCGCCGGCGACCAGCGAAGGCCAGGUGCUGAAAACUACAGCGUCUCCGGCCCCCUCCUGCUCCCGGUUCGAGGGCUGAAUGAGAUCUUCAUUGGGGAGUCUCUGUCCUCCAGGGCGUCGUACUACGAGAUCUCCGUGGACGACGGACCGUGGGAGAAGCAGAAGAGCUCCGGGCUGAACGUCUGCACCGGAACCGGAUCCAAAGCCUGGUCUUACAAUAUUAACAAGCUGGUCGACCAGGCUGUGGAGGACAUCCUGAAGAUAGGUAAAGCACAAAAUGGCCUAUCUGUUCCACUGGAUAAGGAUCUUGUUGAAAAGUUGACCAAGGAGUACAACCAGUCGCUGAUCUUUGACCCGGAGGACUGCAGAAUGUUCUUCAGCAUCCGAGAGCCCAUCACCAACAGAGUUUACUCCUGCAGCCUCCAGCGAGGGUUCGCCAGCAAAGUGUGCAUACGCUCGAGGUGCUGGGACGCCUGCAUGGUGGUGGACGGGGGGACGUCCUUCGAAUUCAACGACGGCGCCAUAGCGACCAUCACCAUGAGCGAGGAGGACCAGCUCCGCACCGUGAUCCUCACAGACUGACCCCUGACCCCUGACCCCUCAAACAGUUCCAGCCAACCCUGCCACCGGACCAUGUCUGGCCAGCACUACGGGAUGGGAGAGGAGAGCGCUGGGGGACGCCGGCUAGGACAAGAGAAACAGGACCUGGAGGUCAAUUUGGGAAGAUAAAGAAAGACCGUGACCAGGGUCUCCUGCUCCACCUCCUCCUCCUCCUCGUUUGGCCAGAGAAGUGAUGACCUUAUGUUUCUGUGCUGCAAUUCAUUUUUAUUAGCUGUAAACAAAAGGGAUUGAUCUUUAGACUGUAGGCGAUUUAGAUUUUCUUGCUUUCGGUGGGCUCAAUCAAUUGCACUUCCAUUUGAAGCAAACGCGUAUAGCUUUAUGCACCAUGCUUGAGUUUGUUUUUAUAGCGGCCAUUUUGGCACAGCCGAUUAUGCAGAUGGAGUGGAGAUGAGUCUGUCGGUACAUUUGUUACAGAUGCCGCCACGCUGCUUGCAUUAGCGCUGGUGGUUGUCAUAUACUGGAUUGUACCAAAACUCCUGUACUUCCGCAUCCUCAGGGAGAUGGAUUAAUCUGGUCAUUCACCCCCUGAAACCUGAGAAAAAAUCCAGCCAGCACUGAACCUAAUCAGCAUAUUGUGGGGACUGGGAAAUAUCUUUAUGGCAUGUAAUUUGCAGAACUGUAAGUUACAUGCAUAGAUUACAUUCAUUUGGCAGACACUUUUUGUACAGAGCAACUUGCAAUAUAAAGUGCUUGUCAUCAGUAUUUCUAUUAUAAAUACUGAGGCCUGGUUUCAGGUAUUAAUCUGACUUGCAGCUAAAGGCAGAAGCUUUGGAAUCAGCAAGAAUCAGACGUGUGACCUGGGAAAGUCUAAAUGAGGUACCACAGGUUAUGGAUAUACAGACUGAUUCUGGGGGAGGGCGGGGACAGGGUGGCAGGGGUUUGGAAGAAACGAGAGUUGAUUUCUUCGUGACUUGGGCAAGCCCCGCCAAAGCUUUUGGGUGAUGCUUAUUGACGCAGAGUGCAUAAGGCAAGCCUAUUCAAACGCAAUUCACUGUUACCUUCUUUUAUUUGCUUUGUAGCAAGGGGAAACAAUGCAGCCAAACUGCGCCUUUCAUGUUACGGCAGAUCAUGUAGCAGUGUUUUAAUGCUGAAAGCCUUUGUAUACAGUGUUUGGAUAUUGAAUUAAAAAGCUACCACAGAUACCACA